UGUCCAUCGUCUUCGUGUAAGAGGCACAGAUAAGUAUAACGGUGAAAUGGAAGAGAGCUCUGUCACUGCCGGAGCAAGCGACGCCACCAUCACAGUCAACGUCAAGUUCAGUGGCAGGUCGAUACCCAUCUCAAUCUCACCCGACUCAACCAUUAGUGAUCUCAAGUCCCUUCUCCUGCCGCCCACGAAUGUCCUACCCCGAGGCCAAAAGCUCAUCUUCAAAGGAAGAGUUUUGGAGGAUUCUCUGACGUUGACGGCUUCUGAAUUGACAAAUGGCGCCAAGAUUAUGCUUGUGGCUUCCCAGGGUUUACAUCAAGGGGAGGGUCCGAUCUUGAAAAAAGCCGAGGCUGUACCCAGGACGAGGAGAGAUAACCGCUCAAGCCUGAGCAGUGACGCAAAGAAACUUCCUGUUAAGAACAGAUUGGAACGAUGGACUGCCACUGGAGUUAUAGCGCUGUCUGAAUGUAACUUGAAGGCUAUACCCGAUGAACUGUGGGCAUCUGGGUCUUAUGGAAGAGUUCUAGAUUGCAGCAACAACUCAAUUCAAAAUGUGCCUGUUAAAAUUGAAAGCCUUACUGGCUUGGAGAAACUAUUCCUUAAUGCAAAUGAGUUACUGGAUGAAUCAAUAAGCUGGGAAGGAUUAACAACUCUGAAGCACCUAACGGUAUUAUCGUUGAACCAGAACCAUCUGACAACUUUGCCUCCUGCUCUGGGAUCUCUAAUAUCUUUAAAGGAGCUGCAUGUCUCCAAUAAUAAGUUGGUUAACCUACCUAAUGAAAUCGGACAUCUGACAAAACUGGAAGUUUUGCGAGCGAACAAUAAUAGUUUUUCUCAGGAUGAGUACUGUCAGCGAAUUUAUAGGAAAUUGCUGUUCUCUUGUUGAGGUUGAUUUCUCAUCCAAUUUUCUCACAGAAUUGCCAGAGACAUUCAGUAGCUUGAGCUGUUUGAAGGCUUUGUAUCUUAGUAACAAUGCGAUGAAAUCCCUUCCAUCUAAGCUAUUCAAGGCUUGACUUCAGCUCUCCACAUUGGAUCUUCACAAUACAGAAAUGACCAUUGAUAUCCUUCGCAAGUUUGAUGGAUGGGACAAUUUUGACGAGCGUCGUCGCUCAAAACAUCAGAAACAAUUGGAUUUCAGAGCUGGAGUUUCCAGAGACUUUGAUGAGGGUGCUGAUAAAAAAUGAACAGAUACUAUUUGAACAAAAAGUCAUUGCUGAUUAAAAUGUAUUUUACGAUCGAUAAUGUUGUGACAAUUCCCAAAAUCUUAUUUAUUAUGAUGGAUGCCAAGUUUCUUGUGGCUGGAUUUCUUCUCAUCUUUAAAUUACUACCCUGCGGUUUUGCAUUAA
This is a messenger RNA of Neltuma alba, 1343 nucleotides long. Its product is annotated as LRR repeats and ubiquitin-like domain-containing protein At2g30105. NCBI's taxonomy places the organism in Eukaryota, Viridiplantae, Streptophyta, Magnoliopsida, Fabales, Fabaceae. Gene Ontology annotation, molecular function: protein binding. The transcript is spliced from 10 exons. The coding region runs from base 47 to 883 and encodes 278 amino acids. Gene Ontology annotation, cellular component: cytoplasm. The record is from RefSeq and is a predicted model, not a curated record.